This is a messenger RNA of Miniopterus natalensis, 12428 nucleotides long. Lineage: Eukaryota; Metazoa; Chordata; Mammalia; Chiroptera; Miniopteridae. The record is from RefSeq and is a predicted model, not a curated record.
ACUACCCGGAGAUCCCGCUCCUCUCCCCCGACGGAGAUUUCCCUCUGCGCCCCUCCGGGUACCCCUGGUUCAAACCUCUCGCAACGAUAUGGAAGAAUUUUUACAACGCGCCAAGUCUAAACUGAAUCGAAGCAAACGCUUGGAGAAGGUCCAUGUAGUUAUUGGACAUAAAUCGUGUGACUUGGAUUCUCUCAUUUCUGCCUUCACAUAUGCUUACUUUCUAGACAAGGUCAGUCCACCCGGCGUCCUGUGUUUGCCUGUGCUGAACGUACCAAGGACUGAAUUCAGCUACUUCACUGAGACAAGGUUUAUCCUCGAAGAGCUAAAUCUCUCCGAAUCAUUCCACAUAUUCCGAGAUGAAAUUAAUCUGCAUCAGCUGAACGAUGAAGGAAAGUUAUCUAUAACUCUUGUCGGGGGCAGCGUGCUGGCAAGNGAGGACAGAGCCUUAGAGUCGGCCGUCGUCAAGGUCAUCAGCCCGGCCGGGUCCCGCGAGCCUUCCUCCUCCCUGGUGGUGACGGAGAUUCUCCAGGAGGCUCCCGAGCUCAUCACCGAGCAGCUGGCUCAUCUCCUGAGAGGUAGCAUCCUUUUCAAAUACAUGACCAUGGAAUCCGAGAAGAUCUCAGAGAAGCAGGAGGAAAUUCUUUCUAUCCUGGAAGAAAAAUUCCCUGGCUUACCUCCAAGAGAGGACAUUGUCAGCGUGCUGCAGGAGAGCCAGUUUGGUGCUCAGGGUUUAAGUAUUGAGCAGGCAAUGUUGAAGGAUCUAAAGGAACUGUCAGAUGGAGAAAUAAAAGUGGCCAUUAGUACCGUGAACAUGGCCCUCGAGAACUGCAUGUUCCGCAGCAGCAUCGCCACUGACCUGAAAGCAUUUACAGACAAGUUCGGCUUCGACGUGCUCAUCGUCUUGGCCCGCUCCCUGUCGGAGGAGCAGCGGCCCAGGCAGCAGAUCGCCGUGUACUCCGAGAACCUCGAGCUGUGCAGCCAGAUCUGCUGUGAGCUGGAGGAGUGUCAGAAUCCUUGCCUUGAGCUGGAGCCCUUUGAAUGUGGCUGUGAUGAGAUCCUGGUGUACCAGCAGGAGAACGCAUCAGUGACUUGUGACCAGGUGGUUCUCCUUGUCAAGGAAGUCAUCAAUAGAAGGUGUCCAGAGAUGAUCUCCAACAGCCGGACGUCCUCCACAGAAGCCGUGGCAGGCAGCGCCCCGCUCUCCCAGGGGUCAUCCGGGAUAAUGGAGCUGUACGGCUCUGACAUUGAGCCACAGCCCAACUCUGUGAAUUUCAUAGAAAACCCUCCAGAUCUCAGUGAUUCUAAUCAGGCCCAGGUGGAUGUCAACACAGACCUCGUUAGCCCAGAUAGCGGGUUGGCCACCAUUAGGAGCAGCCGUUCAUCCAAGGAAAGUUCGGUUUUCCUCAGUGAUGACAGCCCAGUAGGAGAAGGUGCUGGGCCUCACCAUAGCCUCCUCCCAGGGUUUGACUCCUACAGUCCCAUCCCUGAAGGGGCGGUGGUGGAGGAGCAUUCCCUGUCCAGAGAACAUAGGGAACACUUUGACCUCUUCAACUUUGACCCAGCACCCAUGGUUUCUGGACAGUCCCAACCCUCUUCCCAUUCCGCUGACUACUCCCCAGCAGAUGAUUUCUUCCCCAACAGUGAUUCGUCAGAAGGACAGCUCCCCAUGGGACCUAAGGGACUCAAUGGGAUUGGGAUGGACACUUCUAAUUACUCAUCCAGCUCACUUUUGUCAGAGGCUGGCAAAGAUAACCUUGUGGAUUUUGAUGAGGAGUUUGUCCAGAGACAAGAAAGUCCUGAGGAUAACUCUCAAAGAAACUUGAGCCUGACAGGUUUUGUGGGAGAUGAAUCUCUUUCUCCAGAAAGGCUGGAAAAUGUUGGAAAGAGGGUCCCACCAACACCUAUGAAUAGCUUUGUAGAAAGCUCACCAUCCACUGAAGAACCAGGUCUACUCUAUUCAGAAAACAAGACCCAAAAACCAGUCGAUGCAGGUCCCACAGGGCCACCUCACACACGUGGGCGGUGCAGCAGCUGGUGGGGUGGCUUGGAAAUUGACUCUAAAAAUAUUGCAGAUACCUGGAGUUCCAGUGAGCAGGAGUCUGUCUUCCAGAGCCCCGAAUCCUGGAAAGAGCAUAAGCCAAGCCCAGGGGAGAGGAGAGCCUCAGAUUCUAUAUUUCAACCAAAGAGUCUCGAAUUCUCAAAGUCAGGUCCCUGGGAGUCAGAAUUUGGUCAGCCCGGGCUGGGCAACAAUAACAUUCAAGACCAAAAUGAGGAAAGCUUGCAGUUUCAGAGCCUGCCCGCUGAGAAGUCGCAUUUGCCAGACGCUCCUCCUCGGGGAACAAACCAUCUGAUAGAUGACUUUGCUGCUCUGUGGCGUUCUGAUCGCUCUCCCACAGCCAUGCCUGCACCGUGGGGCAAUCCCACGGAUGACGGUGAGCCAGCUGCCCCAGCAUCAUUCCCAGCCUGGGGUGCAUUCGGUAAAGAAAAUGACACUGAGGCUUUGAAAAAUACCUGGAAUCUGCACCCAACGAGCGGUGAGACACCUUCUGUGAGGGACCCGAAUGAGUGGGCCAUGGCAAAAAGUGGAUUUUCUUUUCCUGCAGAAGACCUGGUGGACAAUUCGGCCAGUGAGGCAAAUAAUGAAACAGCUCCAGAAAUCUGGGGCACCAAGAACCAUGACUCCAGGGCUAACAUCCUUAUGCCUGGAAACCCCAGGUCUGAUCUGGAUCAUGCCUGGGAUAGUGCUAAGCCAGCAAAGGAUCAGGACGGUGGCCUGGAUCCAAAAAUUAGGGGGAAUGUGUAUGAAAAGGUGGAUUCCUGGAACCUUUUUGAGGAGAGCAUCAAGAAAGGAGGGUCGGAUGUCCUAGCUCCUUGGGAAGAUUCCUUCUUAACAUAUAAAUGUUCCGAUUACAGUGCAUCCAACGUAGGGGAAGAUUCAGUGCCCUCCCCCUUAGAUACUAACUAUUCCACCUCUGAUUCUUAUACAUCACCAACAUUUGCUGGAGACGAAAAAGAAACCGAAAACAAGCCAUUUGCUAAAGAGGGAGGUUUUGAGUCAAAAGAUGCUAACUCUACCACGGAGGAGGCUGAAAUCCCAGCCCAGUCACCGCUGCAGGCCCCGAAAAAACGGGUGACUUCAGGUCCUGGGAACCUAGAAAUGUGGGCUCCACCUCAUGCAGAUGAUAGUUCUGAAAUAAAUGCCACUCGCAGCCCAGAUAAGGAUUUACCGAAGACAGAGCCCACAGAUGACAAGGACGCCUCCCUGGAGGAUGACGCUGGAGAAAGCAGCCAGUCGAGCUCCGACGACCCCAGCAUGAUGCGGCUGUAUAAUGAAACCAACCGGCAGCUCACGCUCCUGCACAGCAGCCCCAGCUCCCGGCAGGCGGCGCCCGACAGCCUCGACCUGUGGAACAGAGUCAUCCUGGAGGACACCCAGUCCACUGCGACCAUCUCGGAUAACGAUUUGGACUGGGAUGACUGCAGCGCGGGCGUGGCCAUCCCUGGGGAAGGUCGGGCACAGGAAUAUGGGGCUGAAGGCACCGAACCCGAAACCCGGUUCUCAGUGAGACAGCUAGAACCGUGGGGCGUGGAGCACCAGGAAGCAAAUCAGGCCGACUGGGGCCUCCCUGCUUCUUACGAGCCCGGCGAGGAUGCGGCUCUCAGCCAGCAUCAUGCACUGAAUGAAAAAAGUGGACAACUCAUCGCGAAUAGUAUUUGGGAUUCUGUCAUGAGAGAGAACAACGUGGCAUCAUUAAUGUUACCAGGUCCAUCGUAUGUUACAGAUUCAGAAGAGAGCAGAUUGCCUCCCGAAACUCCCAGCUCAUCGGAAAACAUUAAGGACAGUUCCAGUUCAGACGUGCUAGGAACCUCUGGAGCCAGUGAGUCAGGAGCAUUUGGUCCAGACCAGAAAGACACAUUCAGAGGAAACCUGCCAGGCGAUACAGCGCCCCUGGCAACCAGGCUGGAGAACCCAGGGCAUUUCGUAGGCUCAGAUCCAUGGAAAGGUCCUAGCUAUGGAGAAAGUGAAAGUGAGAAGGAAACCCACAGAGUCGUAGAUAGGGAGCACCUGAGUGAGGAGGAGAACCCAGGGCAUUUUGUAGGCUCAGAUCCAUGGAAAGGUCCUAGCUAUGGAGAAAGUGAAAGUGAGAAGGAAACCCACAGAGUCGUAGAUAGGGAGCACCUGAGUGAGGAGGAAGUGACAGAUGGAGCCUUGGGGACUUCUGGAAAAGGACAAGGUGACCAGGAAUGCUCUUCCUUAGUUGCAUCUGAACAUGAAGAAAUCUGUGAUGAGUCAGGCAAAAUCAGCUCUCUUUCAGUCACUUCAAGUCCUCAGACCGAGGAACCCCAGGAGGUUUUAGAGCAUGAGAAGGGAUCUUACAAUUUAGACCCCUGUGAUGUGCAAACAGAGGUGCCCACAAAUCACCUGCAGGCAGGAGAGACCUGUGAAAAGCACUUCAUGAAUCACAGAAAUUCAGGUGAAACUACUGAAAUUUCAGAUAGGCCGAACUUAACAAAAAGUGUAUCUUUUCCUGAAAUGAAUCUUGAGAAAACUGAAGAAUAUAACAUUCUGGAGCCAGAGAGAGUGAACCAAGAGCCAUCUCCUGAAUGUCCCCAAAGCCUUGAUGUUUGGGAUGGCCCUGUAGACAGUGAUGUGCAGGUCAGUUACACAAGUUCUGACACAACUAAGAAUCUGGAAGGUAAGAGUGCUGAAAGCAGCCCUCCGGCAGCCAGUUCAUCCGGAAAUUACGACAGAGACAGCAUUUCUAGUGAGUGUACACAUUCCAGUGCAUCAAGUCCUGACCUCAAUGAUUCUUCGGCUGCACUGCUUUCUUGGGAUCAUGGACCCAAUACUGGGCAUCAGGAGGAGACUCAAGAUGAUUGGAGUAAAGAAUCUGGACUAAUUACUACUGAUGACCAACUAGAAGUGAUUACCGAAAUGAAGGACCCAGAGGAAAACAGAAUGGAUGGGUUUGAAAGGAGAUUAGAUCACAAGGUUCCUAAAUAUUUGGAGAUAUGGAAUGACUCGAUAGAUGGUGAUUCCUUUUCCUCUUUAUCCAGCCCUGAAACAGGCAAAUAUUCUGAAUAUUCAGGUGCAUAUCAGGAAAGAAAUCUAGUGGUUAGCCAUCAGGAGAAAAAUGAACCUGAUAUUCCUGACACUGUGCAGCCGGAGGAUGCCAAGUCCACUUCAACAAGCUCAGGUUCUGAUGAUGACAGUGUAGGUAAUGAGGAGUCAGUGGAGAAGGAGAGCAAUCUGGCCACUUCCCAGGUUGCUCAGAGUGAACCCAGAGCUUGGGACUCAUUCAAUGAACCUACUAAGCUCUUGGCCACGGCAGAUCCCAAGUCUGAGGAGUUAUCUGCCUACGUAGGCAGUUCAGGACCAGCAGAGAAUGAGGCUACAUCAGACCCGUUCUCUGACCAUCAACAAAGCAGCCCUGAUCACGGCGAUUUCUCACCACAAAAGGAGAGUGACAUACAGAUAACAGCAGCGGAUAAGGAGACCAGAUCUCCAGGAACAGGGAAGGCAGGAAAUAUCAUAUGGCAAGUAUCUCCCAAAACUGAACCAAAGAAUGAAAACUAUUCUAAACUGGAAAUGCUUGACUUCUCAGCCGAGGGCACUGAGUGGUGGAAUGCAUCUCUCCAGGAAGGGCAACCAAUGGAGAGUGCAUUUGAAGGGGAACUAUCUAACUCAGGUGGUAUGUUAGAGAUGAAGCCUUCAGUAUACCAAAAUGUCGGUCCCUGGGGCGUACCCAUUCAGGGUGACAUGGAAUCCAUGGAAACAUAUUGUACUAAUCCUUUCAAUGAUGAACAUCAGUCAUCCUUUCUGGAUAGUAAUGGGGACAACACCCAUGAGCAACUUUGGAACAUUCAACCAAGGCAGCCAGACCCAGAAGCUGAUCAGCUUAGCCAGCUUGUAGUAUUGGACCAAAUUAAAGAAAAGGAUCCCAGAGAGGAAACUUUCACAUCUUCUGCUAGUGACAAACUCACUCCUGAAACACCUACCCAAGAGCAGUGCCCCGAUACAGUGCUGUCCGUCUGGGAUCAGACAGACCGAACACUUACUCACAUGGAUGAAAAUGGAGGUGUUCUAUCUAAUGCCUCAGCUAUUGAGUGUCAAGAAACAAAUUGGUGGGAGGAAGAAAAAUCGUACCCCAGUGAAAUGACAAAUUCAAGCAUUGCCUCAGAAAAUUUACCUGCUGUCAGUUCUUCUACCCAGUUGAUAAAGAAGUCAGGUGCUGAAUGGAAUGGCUCUACUCCUAGUGAGGGCCCCCAAAGCACGUUUGUUCCAGAUAUCUUACAUGGCAACUCUCAAGAGGGUGGGCAGCUGGCCUCAGCUUCACCUGACUUGUGGAUGGAUGCUAAACAGCCCUUCAGUUUGAAAGCAGAUGGUGAGAAUCCUGAUAUACUGACUCACUGUGACCAGGACAGCAAUUCUCAGGCUUCCAACAGCCCUGAUAUUUGUCACGAUCAUGAAGCCAAGCAAGAGACUGGGCAGCACAUGAGUGCUAGGAUAGGACCCACAGGGGAAGCCAGUGAGUUAUAUCUCACAGAGCCGAAGUUGGAUGAAGAACCCAAUCACGAGCCCGGGCAGGAACUUGUUCCAUACAAUUCAAAACUAUAUUCUGAAAACACAAUUCCACUGCCUCCAGCCAGCGAUCAAGCAAACACUAAUGGCUCAUCUCAGCCUGCUGCCUCUCACAAUGAUUCUCCCGAACCUUCUGAAAUAAAUGAUGAAAAUGACACAGGUUUAAAAGCAUCAGAAAAAGGAGCCGAUAUGGCGCCAAUCUUGGAACCCACGGACAGAGCAAUCCCAGUGAUUAAAGAGGUGGGAACCAGUAUUUUUGUAACUCACCAAGAGCCAACCAUGGACGGCAACGGGUCUUGGAUCUCAGAGGACUUUUCUCCUGAAAGUCAGACAGGUGAAGCAGCCUUGUUGGACCUUGAGCAACCUUUGACUGCUGAGAACCCUGCCUUGGGUCCUGACGCUCUGCUAGCCUCAGACACUUGUCUGGAUGUCAGUGAAGCUGCCUUUGAACACAGUUUUAGUGAUGCCUCAGGUCUCAAUACGUCCACGGGAACAAUAGAUGACAUGAGUAGAUUGACAUUAUCAGAAGGCAACCCUGAUACGCCAGUGGAUGGGGAUGCUGGGAGGCAAGAUAUCUGUUCAUCUGAAGCCUCGUGGGGUGAUUUUGAAUAUGAUGUCAUGGGCCAAAACAUUGACGAAGAUUUAAUGAAAGAGCCUGAGCACUUUCUCUAUGGUGGUGACCGUCCCUUGGAAGAAGAUGCUCUGAAGCAAUCACUGGCACCAUACACACCUCCCUUUGAUUUGUCCUACCUCACAGAACCUACUCCUGGUGUUGAAAUGACAGGGGAAGCUGGGACUCCAGAGGAUAAGUCUCUGGGGAGUGAAGCAGGAGAGAUAUUACUUUCUGCUCUUCCUGAUCUAAGCAGCAAGGAAAACCACACUGAGCCCCAAGUCAGACAACCUGAACGCCAGCUGGCUGUACUACAUAUUCACGAAGAGCCCGAAUCAGUUACUUUGCCUGGAAGGGGCGACUCCAACAUGGAGUUGUCUCCAUCCAACAUCGACUGGGAAGCAGAAACAGAUCAUUCCGAUUCACCAGCAGGUGGAGACAUAGGACCAUUAAACGGUGCCAACAAGAGAAUAUCGGAGUUUGCAGAAGAAGCAGUAAUUCCUACUGAGGAGCCUGAACAGAUAAAACCAGAAUGUGGGGAAGAAAGGAACACAGAGAAAAAUGAAGAACAUCAAGCACAACACAUGGACUACAUACUUGUCAAUCAUGAAGAAAAUUCACCUCCAGAGCCAGAGGCCUGUGAAGCCAGAGAAAGCAUAUCUGAAUCAGAAGAGUCUCAUGUAGGUUCCAAACCAAUGGGGCUGCAAGGAGCUCAGUCAGCAAGCUUCCCAGACACCUGUCAGCCUGACUCCUUAAAUGAAAGACAAGAUCAUUCUACAGAGAGAAUGUCUUCCAAAGCUGAUACGAGAUCAUCCCUUGAAAGCCCUGGGCAAGAACAGAGCUGGUUGGUCUUGGGCCAUAGUGAGGUUGGCCAUUCAUCACCAGAAGCUAGGGACAAAAGGCCUGAAUGGCCUGACAGGGCUGUGGAGCCCGCCUCUGAUCAUAACCUGAGCAUGGGUCCCCAAAUGCAGGCCCUGGAAGAAACAAAGCCUCUAGAAUCUGUAGCGAUAGAGGAAGCCUCUGGUCUGGGCAGCCAAUCUCGGAAGAGCAAGAGACGAAGCAGGGCUGGCCCAGAUGCAGUUCUGUUGCAGACUGUCACCCAUGACAGUGAAUGGGAAAUGCUGUCACCACAGCCUUCUCAGAAAAACAUAAUCCCUGCAACGGAAAUGGAGGAGGAAACAGAGUUUCUUGAGCCCAGAACAAGGAAACCAAGACCAAACGGACCGCUGUCAGAGGAUGUAGGAAUGGACAUCCCCUUUAAGGAGGGAAUGCUGAGCCCCAGUGCUGCAGACAUGAGGCCUGAACCUCCUAAUUCUCUGGACCUUAAUGACACUCAUCCUCAGAGAAUCAAGCUCACAGCCCCAAAUAUCAAUCUUUCUCUGGACCAAAGUGAAGGGUCUGUUCUCUCUGAUGAUAACCUGGACAGUCCGGAUGAAAUCGAUAUCAACGUGGAUGAACUCGAUACCCCCGAUGAAGCUGAUUCUUUUGAGUACGCUGGGCAUGAGGAUCCCACAGCCAACAAAGAUUCUGGCCAAGAGUCCGAGUCUAUUCCAGAAUAUACAGCAGAAGAGGAGAGGGAGGACAACCGGCUGUGGAGGACAGUGGUGAUUGGAGAGCAAGAGCAGCGGAUUGACAUGAAGGUCAUCGAGCCCUACAGGAGAGUCAUUUCUCAUGGAGGAGAUUCAGGAUACUAUGGGGACGGCCUAAAUGCCAUCAUUGUGUUUGCCGCCUGCUUUCUGCCAGACAGCAGUCGGGCGGAUUACCACUAUGUCAUGGAAAAUCUUUUCCUAUAUGUAAUAAGUACUUUGGAGUUGAUGGUAGCUGAAGAUUAUAUGAUUGUGUACUUGAACGGUGCAACUCCAAGACGGAAGAUGCCAGGACUGGGCUGGAUGAAAAAAUGCUACCAGAUGAUUGACAGACGAUUGCGAAAGAAUUUGAAAUCAUUCAUCAUUGUUCAUCCAUCUUGGUUCAUCAGAACACUCCUUGCAGUGACACGACCUUUUAUAAGUUCAAAAUUCAGCAGUAAAAUUAAGUAUGUCAGCAGCUUAUCAGAGCUCAGUGGGCUGAUCCCAAUGGAUUGCAUCCAGAUUCCAGAGAGCAUCAUCAAGUAUGAUGAAGAGAGAUCUUAUAAGAGAAGCGUGAGACUGGAUGAAGAACUGAGGGAAGCAUCAGAAGCAGCUAAAACCAGCUGCCUUUACAAUGACCCAGAACUGUCUUCUACGGAGAGGGGUCUUGACCUGAAGCUGAAAGAAAAGCCCUAGUUGGCUGUGGCAGGAAGAAGAAGAUGCUUUUCUGCUUCGUGGUUCUGUUGAAAUACAUCUACCUGGAAGGGACAGGGCGGAUGGUACUGUUUCCCACCUUGCACUACCUGGUGCCAUUCAAAUUCCUAAGGGGAAAAGCAGUAAGGGAAUUUGUUUACUCUUAACGUGUUUUAUGAAAUUGUGUGUAUUAUCCUAUUUUGCCAAUUAUGUGCCUCAAAGAUUUUAGUUGAACCUUAGCAAGAAAGUAGGACGUUCCAUUUCCAUAUUUUGUUAACCCUGGUGCAGUGGUAUUUCAUCUCUUAGACUGGUAUUGACCAAUAAGAUAACUUCAAUUCACUAUUAAUUAUGAGUGAAUUUGCUUUCAUAGAUUAGCUGGGUUUCUCUACAGUGAUCAUUUUAGGUUUAAAAUACACAGGGUUCAACUCUCCCUGGAAAAGUUGUCCCCACAUAACUCCACUUUUAAGACCCUAAACUUGCUUAACACAGCCAGAAAACAGACACAAGUGAAACCACCGUCAGCUAAGUGCCAUCUUGGUUCUAGUCCACAUGAAUGAAUUGUCUCUAAGUUCCAGUUCACAUCAAUUUUAUUUUAGUAAUCAAAUUGGGCAUCAUGUUUUCUGUUAAUUAGUUUUUUUAAAUCAUUUCUCCAAUGAAUGUUAAAGACCUCUGCGUUGAGAAACUUAAGGAUCAUUGUUCACAUUUUUGGUAGCUGUCUGUGCUUCAGGUCAUAAACUUAAGUGAAGAUAUUGUACUUUAAAUGUCAAGGUGUCAAGGGUAAGGUGACCCAUUUAGAAAUUCAUUAUUUGGUAACAUGCCAUUAUCUGAAUUUCUCUCUUACAUACUUAUAAAAAGUAAUCUUCUUUAAAACAUUCUAAUUUAAUCACAGAUUUAAAAAUUAAAUAUGAGGAUGUACUAUUGUUUGCAAAAUAACCCUUUAUCAUCUUCAUAUACCCUUUAAAAUACCAAUGUGAUUUUGAAUCUAUGGGCCUCUAAUGGAGGGGAUGGCGGACUACAGCCCAAGGUAUCACGACACCUGUUUUCAUCCGGCCUUCUAGUUAAGACUGGUUUUCACACUUUGAGUUGAAAAAUUUUUUUAAUAUUGUAUGACACAUGAAAAUUAUUCAACUUUCAGUGUUCAUAAGUAAAGUUUUACUGAAACACGGCCACACAACUUCAUUUAAGAACUCUUUGUGGCUACUUUCACACUCUAACAGCAGAUUUGAGUAGUUGCAAUGGACCAUGUGGCCUAUAAAGCUGAAAACAUUUCUUAUCUUUAGAUAAAUUUGCUGAGCCCUGCCCUGGCACAUACAUCCUUUGCCCACUCCCUCAUUUGUUUAUGUAGAUAUUUGUUUCUCUAACAGAAUGGGGGAGUAAGGCUGCAAACUAAUUUCUUCUUAAAAAAUAAAGUUGGGCAGAAAAAUCUAUGGCCUGCUGAAAAAGAUUGUGUUUACAUGACCCUCAGUGAAGCCCGCUAAGAAGGCUUUCGGCUGUUUAUAAGUGUUGCUGAGGUCCUGAUCAUACUCUGGGAGUUAUUCUUAGUCUCCAGUGUCACCUAGUACUAAUUAGCAAAAACAAAACUGAAGUGGAAAAUGGGGUUCCACCCUAAUCUUAGGGUGGUAACUACACCCAAGAGAGCUGACUGUGACACUCUGAGCCCUGGGUAUGAUAAGCUUUGAAAUGCUUUGAAGUGGACAUCUUUGCACAGGUGACUGACUUUCACCAACUCAUUGGCUUCAUGUUGGUCUCCCACCCAUCUUCCAGACAUGCUCUCAUACCUCCAUAAGCCAUAGUUAUCUAUGUUCCCCUCUUGGUCCCUAUCAGCUGAGUGUCUUUGAGUCUUCUCCCUCAUAACAUCUGCUUGUCUUGUAGCAAAGCCCCAGAGCAUACCUUCUCUCACAGCCCAGCUCCAGCUUUGGAAGCCCAAAUGUUGCCUCUGUCUUAGAACUUAGUGUUGACAUAAGUACAGUGACCCAGUAUUCCCGUUUGUUCGCCCAUUGACUGUUGUUGCCCUUCCAUAAUUAUCAAUGAUGCUUCCUUUUGCUCAGUUGUGUCCCAUUUUGGAAGAUGAAUUACAUGGCCCCCUAGCCACAGGAAGUAAUGAAGAAGUCAGUGUUCAACUUAAUGGUAAAGCCUGAGGACACAGAGCUCUUGAUAGUGGGCUUUUGUUACAUUCAGUGAGACACGGCAACAAUCUCACCAUUCAUAUUUUCUUUGAACUGGUCCAGCCUUCUCAUGGAAGACUACUCAGGUGGUAUCCUGUUUGAAGUUUAACCUUCUUACACAGAAAUUACAAGCAUCCUUUCCAAUCAGUGGUUUUAUUUGGGCUGCUCUAUGGGCUGUGUAACCAUGCUGAUAGUUAGGCAUUUGCUAUUUUCUUAUCUUAAAAGGACAAAUUAAUUUCAUUGCAUGUGCUAGAGAAAAGCCACCAUGUGAAUUCAACCCAAAUAAAUAGAAUCCUAGAAGAAUCCUGAAGAAAUCCCUAAGCAGAUAGGCAGAUGUAAACAUUCACAUUAGCUCUUCUAGAUCAUGCAUCCUGAACAUUCUUGCUUUGGUUCUGACUUCUGGAAACUGUUUUGCACUUUUUCUGUAGAUUUGUAGUUAAGGGAACCAAGGGUUUGUUGGGGCAAAAGUAUUGCUUUCCCAAAGUGGCAACGGCUCUUUGCUUAGCUCCUUGAUUAAGACAAAGAACCAAAAUUCUGCACAGAAGAUACUGUCAAGGAGUGAGGGCAAUUGCUGGGUAUGGAAGAAAACCCUGAAGUUCCUAUUGAAGCCAUACAAUGUUUUAUGGGGUUAUCUUCCAAGACACACUCCAAGAUGUGUGAGGAAGUCACUACUCCAAGCUUGUGUGUUAUCAAGAUCAAUUUUAAAUAUUCAUUUAUGGUACUGUGUUUGCAACACUCAUCUGAAUCACCAUGCCUCCGUAGUUUGCUCCCUUAGGGACAUUUAUGUGUGCACAAAUUAAUCUUUUAUAUAU